UUAUAGUUACUAGAAACACUCUGUGAUGGACAUUGAAACCAACAACGUGUUAGCACAUUAUGAUCACUGGAGAACAUCAGGACAACCAGGAUUUCGGGGGAUCAAACAGAAAAAUCCAUCCCAAUAAUUUCGACCCUGACAAAACAAGAAGCAUCGAAGUUAGCAGGACCACUCAGUGGACAACAGGACUUCAGGGCCACCAAAAGACCAGACCAGCAAAUUCCAUUCCAAUAAUUUCGACCCAGUCGAGGCAAAAAGCACAUCAGGGAAAUUUAGCAGAACCAGUGGUGGACAUCGAAGCCAACAACAGGUGGAAUCAACUGGGACAUCAUAGUAAGCGGAGAACAUCAGGACCACCAGGACAUCAAGGAAUCACACCAGCGGACCCAAGGAUCCGAAGACAUCGGGACCUCAAACCUCCGGGGUUGGAAGGCAACGGAUUCCAGGAUCUCCAGGUACGAGGACUUCGAAGUUCGAAUAUCGCGAGGUGCGAUGACCUCGGAAUUGGUAAGUCUGCGGGGUUCAAAAAACUUCGAGAUAGAAGUCGGGGUCCCAUGGGUUCGAAACUCUUUGGCGUUUUCUCACCUCAAGAUUUUCGAAUUCUGGGAACUCGACACUUCUAUCUCGAAUCUUUGAACUUCACAGUCUUUCCAAUUCCGAAAUCAUUGUUCCUCGGGAUCUUUAAACUUCUAAAUCUUUGAAAUUCGACGUUUUCGCACCAGGAAUCCUGAAAUUCGAAAACUUCCAAACCCGAAGCGUUGGGCCUGUAUGGCAGGCCGGUCACAGGGGAGGGCACCCGGGGAUCGCCCCGGGUGCAGGACGCGGGGAGGGGCGGUACGGGCCCUAAAGGGGUCUGGGGACGGGAGAUGGCACCCGGUGAUCACCCCGGGUGCAGGACGUGGGUUGGCACCCGGGGAUCGCCCCGGGUGCAGGACGUGGGUUGGCACCCGGGGAUCGCCCCGGGUGCAGGUGGGUUGGCACCCGGGGAUCGCCCCGGGUGCAGGACGCG
Molecule: messenger RNA, 1009 nt
Organism: Agrilus planipennis (emerald ash borer)
Lineage: Eukaryota; Metazoa; Arthropoda; Insecta; Coleoptera; Buprestidae
Exons: 3
Coding region: 60-701 (213 amino acids)
Source: RefSeq, a predicted model, not a curated record